Poeciliopsis prolifica (blackstripe livebearer) is the source of this 2093-nucleotide messenger RNA. RefSeq names its product tripartite motif-containing protein 16-like. The transcript has a single exon. Gene Ontology annotation, molecular function: protein binding; zinc ion binding. Lineage: Eukaryota; Metazoa; Chordata; Actinopteri; Cyprinodontiformes; Poeciliidae. The record is from RefSeq and is a predicted model, not a curated record. Bases 21 to 1712 code for a protein of 563 amino acids.
CAGUGCUACUGAGAGCAGAAAUGGAGCAGCAGGCAGUUCAGCUGGAUCGGGAAACUUUCUCAUGUCCCAUCUGUCUGGAUCUACUGAAGGAUCCGGUGACGACUCCCUGUGGACACAGCUACUGCAUGAACUGCAUUAAAAACUUCUGGGAUGAAGGAGAGAAGAAGGAAAGCUACCAUUGUCCUCAGUGCAGGAAAUCCUUCACACAGAGGCCUGACCUGCAGAAAAACACCAUCAUAGCAGCUUUAGUGGAGCAGCUGAAGAAGACUGGACUCCAAGCUGCUCCUGCUGACCACUGUUAUGCUGGACCUGAAGAUGUGGCCUGUGAUUCCUGCACUGGGAGAAAACUGAAAGCCAGCAAGUCCUGUUUAGUCUGUCUGGCCUCUUUCUGUGAGAAACACCUUCAGCCUCAUUUUGAUUCAGCUGCAUUUAAGAAACACAAGCUGGUGGAGCCAUCCAAGAACCUCCAGGACAACAUCUGCUCUAAGCAUGAUAGGUUGCUGGAGGUUUUCUGCCGCACUGAUCAGAAGUGUAUCUGUUAUGUUUGCAUUAUGGAUGAACAUAAAGGCCAUGAAACAGUGUCAGCUGCAGCAGAAAGGACUGAGAGGCAGAGAGAGCUGGAGGAGAGACGAGGAAACAUCCAGCAGAGAAUCCAGGACCAGGAGAAAGAUGUGAAGCUGCUUCAGCAGGAGGUGGAGGCCAUCAAUCGCUCUGCUGAUAAAACAGUGGAGGACAGUGAGGAGAUCUUCACCCAGCUGAUCCGUCUCCUCCAGAAAAGAAGCUCUGAGGUGAAGCAGCAGAUCAGAUCCCAGCAGGAAACUGAAGUGAGUCGAGUCAAAGAUGUUCAGGAGAAGCUGGAGCAGGAGAUCACUGAGCUGAAGAGGAAAGACGCUGAGCUGGAGCAGCUCUCACACACAGAGGAUCACACCCAGUUUCUCCUCAGCUACCCCCCACUGCCAGCACUCAGUGAGUCCACACACUCAUCCAGCAUCAACAUUCGUCCUCUGAGACACUUUGAGGACGUGGCAGCAGCUGUGUCAGAGCUCAGAGACAAACUACAGGACGUCCUGAGAGACUCAUGGACAAACAUCUCACUGAUUGUCACUGAGGUGGAUGUUCUACUGUCAGAACCAGAACCAGAACCAGAACCAAAGAGCAGAGCUGGAUUCUUAAGAUAUUCAUGUGAAAUCACUCUGGAUCCAAACACAACACACACACGGCUGGUUCUAUCAGAGGGGAACAGGAAGGUGGCAAGGAUGAAUCAGGAUCAGAAACAGACUUAUUCUAAUCAUCCAGACAGAUUCACUUAUUAUUUUCAGGUUCUGAGUAGAGAGAGGCUGACUGGACGUUGUUACUGGGAGGUGGAGUGGAGAGGGGAAUCAGUUUAUGUAGCAGUCGCAUACAAGAGUAUCAGCAGAGCAGGUUUAGGGGAUGAAUGUAUUUUUGGAUAUAAUAAUAAAUCUUGGGCAUUAUAUUGUUCUCAAAACAAUAGUAAAUUUUGGCACAACCAAAUUUCAACCUCCAUCUCAGGUCCAGUUUCCUCCAAAGUCGGAGUGUACCUGGAUCACACAGCAGGUAUUCUGUCCUUCUACAGCGUCUCUGAAACCAUGACUCUCCUCCACAGAGUCCAGACCAGAUUCACUGAACCGCUACUGGCUGGAGUUAGGAUUAAUAAGAUUGGAUCCUCAGCAAAGUUCUGUAAACCUAAAUAAUAAGAUCGCCUUACUUUAUUGCUCUGUUAUUUAGUUUCUGGUCUCAAUAUCUGUUUAUGUGUUUAAAAAGGAAUGUAAUUGAUCAUGUUUUUGUGUCAUAUUCAUCAUGAUUUAUUUCUUCUUUCUCUGUUUGUCACUUCAGCCAAACUGAGGUUUAUAGGUGGAUCAGAGUUUUAUUGCACAAAACCUCCAGAAACAAAUCAGAUUUUCUAGGCUAAUGUUAGCGGAUAUAUCUAUAAAAUAUUUUGUGUUUAUAUUUCCUAAUUGUAUAAAUAACUUGUGUGACAAUGUGUAACAUGUCCUAUAGCUUUGUGCAUCUUCAAAACAUAAUUCUGUUCAUAUAUCAGCCUUUGUGGAUCUUUUCAUUAUAAAUAAAUACAA